UCGUCAAUCAGCUAUACUUUGUUAUUAAAAUCUUGAUGUUUUCUCUUCUUUAUGUGUAGUAACUUCGAAGUUUUUAUUUAAUUCAUGAAUAUUUCCAUAAUUAUUUAUUCUCCUUUCGAACGUAUUGUUGUUAAAUUCACAAAAUAAUGGCUACCCGUUGCACUAAUUGAUGGUGUUUGUUGAAAUUGAUGCCGAUAGUUUUAUAUGUCGAUUGUAUUAAAUGACAAAUAAUUGAGUGUAUAAAGAUGGCAGGUAUAGUGAAAAACGAGUUCAUAGUCAGUAGUAAAUAUCGACUGGUUCGAAAAAUAGGAAGCGGAUCAUUCGGAGACAUAUAUCUAGGAAUCAACAUAUUAAAUGGCGAAGAAGUAGCAGUGAAAUUAGAAUCGGUCAGAGCUCGUCAUCCUCAGCUUUUGUACGAGAGUAAAUUAUAUAGAAUUUUACACGGUGGUAUUGGUAUCCCUCACGUAAGAUGGUACGGCCAAGAGAAGGACUACAACGUGCUGGUUAUGGAUCUACUGGGGCCUUCGUUAGAAGAUUUGUUUAAUUUCUGUUCUAGGCGUUUUACUAUUAAAACAGUACUGAUGUUGGCCGAUCAAAUGAUCGGUCGCAUUGAAUACGUUCACUGUAAGUCUUUCAUUCAUCGUGACAUUAAACCAGAUAAUUUCUUGAUGGGAAUUGGACGUCAUUGUAACAAGUUAUUCUUGAUUGAUUUCGGAUUGGCUAAAAAAUACCGCGAUACACGCACAAGAUGUCACAUAGGAUAUCGAGAAGAUAAAAAUUUAACUGGUACAGCUCGUUAUGCCUCGAUAAAUGCACAUUUGGGCAUUGAACAAAGUCGACGAGACGAUAUGGAAUCGUUAGGUUACGUCCUUAUGUAUUUCAAUAGAGGUUGUUUACCAUGGCAAGGACUUAAGGCGGCAACCAAGAAACAAAAAUACGAAAAAAUUAGUGAGAAAAAAAUGUCUACCCCUGUAGAAGUCUUAUGUAAGGGAUUCCCCGCGGAAUUUUCCAUGUAUUUGAACUACUGCCGUGGAUUAAGAUUCGAAGAAGCUCCGGACUACAUGUAUUUGAGACAAUUGUUCCGUAUAUUAUUCCGAACGUUAAACCAUCAGUAUGACUAUACCUUCGAUUGGACCAUGUUGAAACAGAAAAGCGCCAACACUAGUAAUAUCAACCCGAGCAUGGGUUUACCAAGUGGUUUGACCGGACCAGAAAACGCCAACUUCCAGCAUCCGACUACUACUUAUAACCACAUAACUAGCCAGCAUAUUUCUACCGAAGCUGCUGAAAACGAAAGUAGCACCAAUGUUCCGAUUAAUAAAUGAAUCCGCUUCCAUAUUCUCGAAACGCUUCCUAAUGGAUUUUCUCCUCUACUGUUCCGUUGUUGGCAUAAUAAGAGCUAAUUGUUUUAAUGCACACAAAUACACACGCAUUGAAAAAAAAUAUAUAUACGAGAAUGGAUGUUCGUCGAAAAAAUUUGAUUUUUGUUACUCCAAAUUUUAUUUCUUAUUUUUCUCCAAUUUUUUUCUUCUUUUUUUUUGGAAACAAACUGAUACGAAUAAAAUUUUUCCUCGUCGCAUAUUUAAACUUUUUUUUUUUUGGUCAAAAUAUCGAUUGUUUUGUGUGUAGAAGAAUUGAUUGGCGUGUAUGCUAACGAUUUGAUUUUUUUGAAAUUAAUAAUUCCGCUGGUGUUUUUUUUUUCUUCACUGUCUUUCUUCUUCAGCUUUACUCUCUGUCGUCGUUCAUUUCUCGAGUAUAUAAACGCAUUAUUCGUGGUAAUUGCGCUCGCGAUUAUAUUCUACUACAUAUAAAUACUUUUAUUAAAAAAAUUCACGGUUUUGUAUGGUUUUAUUGCUGUUUUUCCAUCGUGUAUUUCUAAUCUCGACGACGACGCGACGAUGAGAUUUAUAGUCAUUUUUUAUGUUUUUUUUUCUCGUUGAGAAGGGUGGAAGGGAUUUUUCAUGCUCGAACAUAAUAAUUUUUUUCACUUUUCUAGUCUUUUCGAUGCUUAAAAAACUACAUUUUCGAGUAGAUUAUUGUUCUAGAAUAGUAAAUUUUAAAGAACAGUAAGGAAAAGAGAGAAAUUUAACAUAAAGAUAUUAAUUUUUCGAAUUUUCGAAGUAAUUAUGUUCUUCUGGAUCUUCGUUCUCUUCUCUUGUACUUACGAUUCCAUUUUUCAGCGCGUUUGGGAAUAUAGCACAAUUGGGAAUAGGUACGAAAAGAGGAGAGAAUGAAGAAAAAGUGUGCUUGGAGAAAUGCCUACUUACUUAAUUCGGUCUGCGGUGUAAUUAAACUCGAGCCCGGGGGAAAUAUCAUAUUUUUAUUAAUUUUCCUUCGAUUCGUCCUACCUCGUACUACUUGAAAUGAACAUUUAUACAUAAUAUGUGCCUCAGUGAAGAGUUGAAGCUUCUUGUUUUUUUUUUUCUGUAACUAUUAUUUUUGCAUGUUGGAAUUAUUAGCUUUGCAUGAAUUUAGUGGAUUAUGCUUCAUUUUACCGGUAAUUUGGUCAAGUUUAUGAAUUUCGCUGUACUUGACCGAACGAUGAUGUGUAUUGUAAAGCGUUGAAUUGGUAUUGAGAACAGGGUGUUCCUAAAAUUAUCGACGUUGAUAAUGGAAGGAAUAUGAUUUACAAUAGCUGUAGGUGUUUCGUAGAAGCAUAUGCGGAGAGUGUCGAUUGGCAAUAGCUUGUGAGGGCACUGAGUUCAAUUUUUUGAGCUCCCCAGUUGCUUAGUUUUUUUUUUCUUCAAAAUGAAGGACUGGAAAGAAACUGAAAGAUAAUAUCCAGAAAAUGAAUAUGUUUUUGAACUCAUCAGUGAAAAUUGACGGAUCGUGAUCAUUUCAAUUUUCAAAAUCGGACGGUUGGAGGCAUAUUGGAUUCGGGGCAUCGGGGGGGGGGGGUCGAAUUUAGUUUGAAGUUGUGGGCAUUUGAAGAAUCGACAUAAUUAUUUAUGCAGUUCCCAAAAUCUUCUAACGAGGAAAUUAUUCAUUUCUUUGUGAGAAAAAAAUCUUCGAAUUUGAUGCUUAAAAGUUGAAAAUGUUUCAUUCAGAAAAGUUUUUUUUGGUGGCAAAGAAAUUUUUGAACGUUUUUGGGUAGAGAGCUUCGAUCUUUUGAUGGAAAGAAAUCUUCAAUUUUUCAUUUUGUUUUAGUUGAAAAACCUGUAGUUUUAUUGGAUGGGGUGGGGGGAUUCAGCUUUGUGGUCAACAUCUAUUUUUAAAAAAUUCCAUUUCAUGCAUGGUGAAAAAACUUCAAUUUCCAAUGUUUGAAGUUCGGGUGGAAAAAUGUCAGUACUUACCUGUUGUGUGGCUAAUUUUUGUUGAUUUAGUGAUUAAUUUUCAGUGCUGUGUGUUUAGAAUCAUCUUUUCUGAUGGGGAAAAAUACGAUUUCUUGGUAAAAAAAAAAAACAAAAAAACAAAAACAAGAGUUUUGGUGAAGAAGAAUCUUUAAUUUUCUAGAGGAAAAUCUUUUGGUACCUAUUCACUUCAGUAAGAAACAAAAUCGUCAGUUUUGUGGUCAAAAUCGUAUUUUCAGAUGAGAAAAAUAUUCAAUUUCUUGGUGAAUGUUUGGUAGAAGAAUCUUCAAAGAAAACUUCAAUUUUUUAGGAAAAAAAACAGUGAGAAAAUUUUUUAAUUUUGUGGUCAAAAUCUUGGUGUGAGGCAUCUUUGAUGAAAAUAACUUUUCAAUUUUUCUGUGUAAAGAGUAUCAAUCCUUUUGUGGGAAAAAAUGUUCAAUUAUUUUUACUCGAAGUUUGAAACUCGUAUUUGAUGAAAAAAAUACCUAUUCGAUACGUAUUUUAGUGAUGAGAAAUAUUCCUUUUUCGGCGAAUAAAAAUCUUUAAUUUUUUAGUGAGAAAAAUCUUCAGUUUUAUGGUAAAAAUCUUCAGGUGAGAAUAUCUUUGGUGAAAAUUGGUUCCCAUUUUUUUUUUUUUUUUUUAUUAAAAGGAACUUCUAUCCAUCUUCAAUUUUUUAGUGAAAGAAGUUUGAUUUUUGAAAAUGUUAUAGGAUAGAGUUUUUCUCAUUUAAUUUUAAAUAUUUUUCUAUUAAUUUGAGCUGUUCUUUGGUGAAACAGUUUUUUGGUCAAAAUCUUCAAGUGAGAUGUUUGGUGAAAAGUAGUCCUCAAUUUUUUAGUAAAAAGAGUUAUUUAAAUCCUUUCAUACAAAGAAUCUUCAAUUUUUAGUGAGUAGGGAAAACACUGAAUUAACUUUUUUAGUGAAAAAAUCUUCACUUCGGUUUUGUAGUUAAAAUAUUAAAGUGAGAACAUCUUUUGUGAAAAUAAGUUUUCAAUGUUUUUUGAAUAGAGCUUCAAUUCUUUUGUGGGAUGAAAUCUUCAACUUUUAGUUUGAUAAAAAAAACACAUUUUUUUGUGAAAAAUCUUCAUUUUCCAGUGAAAAAAUCUUCUAUUCUUUUCAAAAAAAAAAAGAGCUUCGAUCAAAUCUUUGGUGAAAAAGAAUAUUUAAUGUUGUUGAGUGUUGAAAUUUACAGUUUUUCACUGAGCAAGCUCUUGAGUUUUGUGAUGAAAAUUUCCAGAUGAGAACAUCUUUGGUGAGAAUGUCUCCAAUUUUUAGUUUGAAAAACAAUGAAAUUUUUAAACAAAAAAAGAAAGUAGGUAGUAGAAAAAUAAUGAUGGUUUUUUAGUGAAAAAAUGAUGGUUUUUUAGUGAAAGAAAUAAUGAUUUUUUUAGUGAAAAAAAUGAUACUUUUUACUUAGUGAAAAAAUGAUACUUUUUUAGUGAAAAAAUGAAACUUUUUUAGUGAAAAAAAUGACGAUUUUUUAGUGAAAAAAAUGAAACUUUUUUUGUGAAAAAAUGACAAUUUUUUUAGUGAAAAAAUGACCAUUUUUUUAGUGAAAAAAUGACCAUUUUUUAAGUGAAAAAAUGACUAUUUUUUAGUGAAAAAAUAACUAUUUUUUUUAGUGAAAAAAUUACUAUUUUUUUUAGUGAAAAAAUGACUAUUUUUUUAGUGAAAAAAUGACAAUUUUUAGUGAAAAUAAUGAUAAUUUUUUAGUGAAAAAAAGAAUAAUUUUUUGGUAAAUAGAACCAUAUUUUGUGAAAAAAAAUUUUUCAGUGAAAAAAGGGUCAUCUUUUUGGGGGGGGGGGAGGGGGGAAUCUUCAAUUUUGUGAUUCAAAUUUUUAGUGAGAUGGUAGGUAAUUCUCAGUUUUUAUUUGAUAAUUUUCAGUUUUUUGGUGAAAAUCUUCAAAUGGGAACGUAUUUGGUAAAACAAAAUCUUCAACAUAUUUUUUGGGGAGAAAAAACUUCAAAUUUAAUCUAAAAGAAACUCGAAGCUUCCAAAAAUCUGCAAAGGACUGUGUUUGAACGUUAUAAAUAAGAUGCACAUCUCCCCCCCCCUUCCCUUAUCUUCGAUUCUGACUGCGAAAUUGAGAUCUGAUCUGUAUUAUGACUUCUUCACCCCCUUCCCCACCCGGGCUUCCAAUUAAGUAUUCCAUACUGCAGUUAUAAAUGUUGACUGUAUAAAGAAUGAAAUAAGUCCAUUGUUGCCAAUUCCAAAAUUACAGAAUCGAUAAUAAUUUCGAAUCAUUCUGCGAAUGUUCAAAAACAUCGGUAGUAUGGCAUGACGCUUUGUUUUUGUAAACAAAAUCGUAGCAUAAUUAAUUAUGGAACACCCUGCGCUUGUAUCGCUUUCAAAGGAAAUAUUUAAUUGAUCUAAUACGCGGAUUAAAUAAUGAAAAUUCUCAGCUUACGACGAGCUGAUUAAAUUAUUGCAUUGGCUUGUAACUCUGAUGAUGAUGUAGUAUGGGAUAAAUACAUUUAUGUGCAGUAACGUCGGUCUUUAUUUUUAUCUGUAUGUACUGUAAUUUAAAUGAUUGUACAAUUGUACAUACAAAACUAACGAAAAAAUUUAUUCAUUUUUUUCGAAGAAUUUUUUUCUUUUUGUUUACAAAAAUAUUGCAUGAAAUAAAUUACUCGAUGGGUUUUUUUCCUUCGUCUGUUUCUCGUCUGCAUCGACGACAACAACAACAGUAAUAAUUGGUCAACGUGUGUUUUUUUCGUCACGUUUCAAUAAUAAAAUGUAUUUUUCUUGUUUUCUGUUGUAGGAUUUAACAAAAAAAGUGUAAAAUAGCAUUUUUUCGGAUCUUCGUCGCAACCGUGUUUUUAUUGCAUAAAAGAAUAAACGUUUGUUAUUAUUA
Messenger RNA from Planococcus citri (citrus mealybug), 6142 nucleotides. Its product is annotated as casein kinase I. The record is from RefSeq and is a predicted model, not a curated record. Gene Ontology annotation, molecular function: protein serine/threonine kinase activity; ATP binding. The transcript is spliced from 8 exons. The coding region runs from base 246 to 1325 and encodes 359 amino acids. Lineage: Eukaryota; Metazoa; Arthropoda; Insecta; Hemiptera; Pseudococcidae. Gene Ontology annotation, biological process: signal transduction; peptidyl-serine phosphorylation; negative regulation of canonical Wnt signaling pathway. Gene Ontology annotation, cellular component: cytoplasm; nucleus.